Molecule: messenger RNA, 2239 nt
Organism: Podarcis raffonei (Aeolian wall lizard)
Lineage: Eukaryota; Metazoa; Chordata; Lepidosauria; Squamata; Lacertidae
Product: cathepsin D-like
Exons: 9
Coding region: 144-1478 (444 amino acids)
Biological process (GO): proteolysis
Cellular component (GO): lysosome
Molecular function (GO): aspartic-type endopeptidase activity
Source: RefSeq, a predicted model, not a curated record
CCUGAAACCAAUGGGCGAGGCACUCACCGUGCUGCUACCCAGCCGGUCCAGAUAUACAUCUAGUCCACCCCUGAGACAAGUAAACCGGGUGCCGCCAAGACAGAAGGAAACACUGCUGGAGGUUGCAAAAGGACCAGCUGAAGAUGGGAGGCCGGUUCUGUGUCAUGCUACUGCUGCUGGCGGUUGGGGCUCAAGGGCUCAUGAGGAUCCCAUUGCAGAAGUUCCCCUCAGUCCGAAGCCGGUUUGGCCGGUCAGGCCUCCCCAUCGCUGACUUGUUAAGACGAGGAAGAGUCAGGUCUGGGUCACCCUCGGAAGAAGGUUCUGUCGCCCGCCAACGCCUGCACAACUACAUGGAUGCACAAUACUAUGGACAGGUCUGCAUUGGAACCCCAGAACAGUGCUUCAAUGUUGUCUUUGAUACUGGUUCGUCCAAUUUGUGGGUGCCCUCCUCCAAAUGUUGCCUGUUUCACCUGGCAUGCUGGGUACACAGUCACUACCGGGGCUUUUUCUCCUUGACUCACAAGGCCAACAAAGCCAAAUUUGCCAUUCACUAUGGAAGCGGGAGUCUCAAAGGAUUCUUGAGCGAGGAUGUUCUGAGGAUUGGCAACUUGAGCAUUCAGAACCAGACAUUUGCCGAGGCUACAGAUCUGCCAGGUUUGGUUUUUGUAGCUGCAAAGUUUGAUGGCAUCAUGGGGCUGGGGUAUCCCAGCAUCUCAGUCAACAAUAUAACCCCACCCUUUGAUAACAUGAUGAAGAAUAAGCUGCUUAAGAAGAACGUAUUCUCCUUCCACCUCUGCAACACUGAGAGCGGCUACGAAAACAACGGUGGCGAAGUGGUUUUCGGAGAUAUCAACCACGAUGCCUAUGAAGGGAAGCUCCACUACAUCCCAGUGUCACGCAAGGCUUACUGGCAGAUCAAGAUAGACAAGAUAACUGUGGAGAAGCAAUCCAAGAGUGAAAAAUGUUGGCCGUGGAGGCUGUUUGACAAGGACAAUUCAACGAAGUUGUGCAAGGACAGUUGCCAAGGCAUUGUGGACACUGGCACUUCUCUUAUCACAGGGUCUAGUGAUGAAAUCAAAGAGUUGCAGAAGGCCAUUGGGGCUGAACAUAUCAUGGGAGGACAGUAUGCAAUAGAUUGCAGUAAACUUCCUGAGCUACCAAACGUGACUUUUCAUCUUGGUGGAAAGCCCUUCGCUCUGACACCAAAGGACUACGUUCUUCAGAUAACCCAAGGAGGAGUGACUGUCUGCCUCAGCGGCUUCAUGAGUCUUGACAUCCCUAAGCCCACUGGACCACUCUGGAUCCUGGGUGACGUUUUCCUCCGGCGCUUUUACUCAGUCUUUGACCGAGAUAAUGACCAAGUUGGCUUAGCUGUCUCCAAACAAACCAUAUGCGGUGCAACUACAGCUGCAGUAGCAGCUACACCGGCUCCACAGGGCACAACUCCAGCUGCAGCCACCACAACCUCCGGAUGUUAGCUGUCCAGUGUUCCAAGUGCUGAACUCAGGAACGCAGCAGGGUUGAGAAGUGGGGUGCGUGUAUUUGCAUAGCAGCAGGGGUGGGGUUCCACAGCAUGGGAUUUGCAGUCGCCCUAUUUCUCAGAACAGCUCCUUUUUUAAAAAACAACAACACAAGUUUCUAAUCCUCAUGGUGGCAGAGGAAAAGAUGAUGCACCUUGGAAAGUCCCCUUUGAACUUCAAAUACAUUGCUGUGUAUAUCAAGUGUGCAGAGCUUCUCCCACCAAGUUCUCCUCUUCCAUCCUCCUCCCCAGCUUGCUGAUCCUAUGCAUGUCUACUCAGAAGUAAUUCCGGUGAGGUCAGAGGGACUUUCUUCCAAGGAAGUAUGGCUGGGAUUGCAGCUUUUAGAGUCCUGUUUGCUACAGCAAGCAGGACAGCCUCAGACAAUGGGAUCAACAAGCUGGUGGGGGAUAAUGCUUUCUUCAUGUGACUUGAUAGCUCACGGCUUGAUGAGUCACCCUUGGAUAUUUAAGGUGAUGUAACAUUCUGAGCCCAUAGCACAGGCUUUGUGCUUUGUGCUCAGAAGGUCCCAGAUUCAGCCUCUGGCAUGCCUAGCGAAAAAGAGAUCUCGGUUAUCAGGACUGUGUUACCAGAUCUGCGAGUGCGUCUAUAUGCAUGCAUGUGCAAACAAGUAUCCUACAUGCGUAUUCACAGAAAAUCUAAUUUUGUGCAAUUAGCAAUGCUACCCUUGGGAACUGUACUGGAGACGAUUGUGUGUGUGU